This is a messenger RNA of Malus domestica (apple), 1603 nucleotides long. RefSeq names its product LYR motif-containing protein At3g19508-like. Lineage: Eukaryota; Viridiplantae; Streptophyta; Magnoliopsida; Rosales; Rosaceae. The record is from RefSeq and is a predicted model, not a curated record.
UUUUUUGCAUCCGCUAUUGAACUAGACUUGGUAUCGUUUCCUUUUUUAUGUGUUCUUAUGCAGGAAAUCUGAGAGCUUUCAUGGUUCCUUUCAAUGAUUUUGAUUUUACUUGGUGGGGUUUUAAUUAUUUUGAUUUUCCGCAAUUCUUAGAUUGCAUAUUUAAUUUGGAAAACAUGGAAGAUUACAAAGGAAUUCUACCAAGUAAUAAUUAAUGAGAUUUUAUGAAUGCUUUGCCUGCUUUUGAUGAAGAAUCCAAUUUGCAUUCAUGAAUUCCAUUUUUCUUUCCUGGGCAAUGAUAUUAGUUUGAUUGUUAAUGGAAACACACAUAAAAACUGAAUUUAAAAAAAACAUGGGUUGGUUAACUCAUUCUUUUUUGUUUUUUCCGCUAUGUUGGAUUCGAAGCAUUUUGGUGCUGGGUUUGCAUCUACCUGAAGACGUGGAUAACCCCAAGCCAUGAAAAAGUAAAUAUGAUCCCUUCGUUGUUAAUGCAGCUAUCGAGUUUGUUUGAACAGGAGAUUUUAUACCAAACACAUACAAAAUUUUUCUCUGUUACAAAAUAAACACCCAUUUGUUUUGUAAAUGACUUUGGUUUGUAGGAUGGUGGUUUGCUUGUCCUAUUUAUUUGAACAUGAGAUUUUAUACCAAACCCAUACAAAAAUUUUCUCGGUUACAAAAUAAACACCAACAACAACAACAACAACAACAAAGCCUUUUCCCACUAAGUGGGGUCAGCUAUGUGAAUCCUAGAACGCCAUUACGCUCGGUUUUGUGUCAUGUCCUCCGUUACAAAAUAAACACCCAUACAAAAUUUUUCGUUACAAUAUUUGAUGCAUUUGUUGCAGUUGCAAUUAUGUGUUUGUUAAGAUUAGGGCUACCCGUCCUGGUAUAAACUUUGAACAGUUAUGUUUAUUUAUUCUCUCUCUCACCUAUAUAUCUUUUUAUUUACUCUAUACGGGGCGGACAAGGAACUUGUUGAUCAAAAGAAGUAUCUUGAGGCGUCUUGCCAGCCUUAAUGUGUGAAGCCUCUGAUUGAAUAACAGGCAAUGAACAAGGGCCCGUUUCUUUAGACAAGCAAGAGCUCUUUUUGUUUUCGUGGAAGGUUUUGAGGCAAUGAUCACUGAUCGGCGAGUCGGAAGUUGAGAAAUGGAGAAAGCAUUGAAAAUCUACGCGGAAGUUGUGAGAUUGGUGAGGAGGUUGCCAAAGGACUCUCAAUCGUACUAUGCUAAGUACGCCCGUGAGAACUUCGUCAAUUACAGAGAGGUCGAGGCCAACGACGACCAAGCCCUCCACGAGCUCUUCCUCAGGGCCUACAAUCACUCCCUUUGGGUCCUCAACAAGUGCUUAGUGGACAAAUCUGCGGCCGAGAAGUUGAAGAAAAUCUGCUCCACUUAGCGCGCUUGCCAAGUGUUCGAUGUAAUGCCCAAAAGAUUACGAAGAUAUCCAGGCUGCAAAAUGUGACUAAAGUUAUAAUAAUGGAAAAACUUGUAUUAAUUGGGUCAUCAUCUGUGCCAAUAUAUGUGAAAUACUUUUGUAAAGUUUUCACAAACCUAAUGCCAACAUUGAUAAAGGGAAGAAAUAGAGAUUUCUUCAGAGUUCAAAUUGA